GAGGCCAGCCCAAUGGUCCCUUCUUUCCUUCCUUUGUGUCCAAAUCCAAACAGACGACGUCUUGUUAAACCCUAGAGCCACCACCCCACAGAGCAACAUCGCCGCCGCCACCGCCAGCCGCAACAGCACCGACGACGAGGACGAGCUGAGAAUACGAGGCGAUGCCGAAAUCCAAGCGCAACCGCCCUGUAACCUUAUCCAAGACCAAGAAGAAGCCUGGAUUAGAGCGCAAGGGCAAAGUUGUUACCGAUAUCAAAGAUGCCGUCGAGCACUACGCUAAUGCCUAUGUCUUCACCUACGAUAACAUGAGGAAUCAGAAGCUCAAGGACCUCAGAGAGCAGCUCAAGUCCUCCAGCAGGAUAUUCCUUGCUGGAAAGAAGGUCAUGCAGAUAGCGUUGGGGCGUUCACCUGCUGAUGAAGCUAAAACAGGCCUUCAUAAACUUUCCAAGUUCCUACAAGGUGAUACUGGACUGUUCUUUACUAAUCUUCCAAGAGAUGAUGUAGAGAGAUUAUUUCGAGAAUUCGAAGAGCAUGAUUUCGCCAGGACAGGAAGUAUUGCGACAGAAACGGUGGAGCUUAAGGAAGGCCCCUUAGAACAGUUUACACAUGAAAUGGAACCCUUUCUACGCAAGCAAGGAAUGCCAGUUCGUCUGAACAAAGGUGCGGUAGAAUUAGUUGCAGAUCACAUAGUAUGUGAAGAAGGGAAGCCCAUUUCACCAGAAGCAGCACAAACUCUGCGGUUGCUUGGGAUGCAGAUGGCAACAUUCCGACUGUACCUUGUCUGCCGGUGGUCCUCUGAUGACUUCGAAGUUUACAAGGAAGGCUUGGCGCAACUGCGAGCUGAAGCUGAUGAUUCUUCUUAAGCUUGUUUGGCUUGCACACCCAGUUUGCAGUGACGCACUUGCUGUCUUGUUGUGCUGAGGCAGUUUUUGGUAUUGUGCGUGCGCAUGGCGUCUGUGCUCUUUUUUGCCGGAAUGACCGAAGGAGGUCAUUCAAUGUAAGCGUCUGUGCUCUUGGUACGUUGGAAAUCUGAAAAAUGUAAUAUGUUAACAGGGUGUUCGUUGUCCUAGUAUUUUCUAUAAAACUCUUCGUGUCUUAUUAACAGGGUGGCACAUCUACGCAGCUAACAUGCUUCAUCUGUUGGUAUUUAAACUCUUCCGAACAAUUGUUACUCCCUGAAUGAAUUCGUUGGUAGCUAUAA
Molecule: messenger RNA, 1201 nt
Organism: Oryza sativa Japonica Group (Japanese rice)
Lineage: Eukaryota; Viridiplantae; Streptophyta; Magnoliopsida; Poales; Poaceae
Biological process (GO): ribosomal large subunit biogenesis; nuclear-transcribed mRNA catabolic process; rRNA processing
Cellular component (GO): preribosome, large subunit precursor; nucleolus
Molecular function (GO): RNA binding
Source: RefSeq, a predicted model, not a curated record